UAUGAACGUGUAAGCAAAGCGGGGAGGGGGGGAGCGAGCCGCGGCUUUUGGGGGGGGCGCGCGCACAGCGGGAAGGAGCAUGUCUGUGGCCAGAGCCAAGAAAGUGAAGAUGGCCACCAAGUCCUGUCCGCAGUGCGACCAACAGGUUCCUGUGGCCUGCAAGUCCUGUCCCUGCGGUUACAUAUUUAUAAGCAGAAAACUUCUCCACGCCAGACAGACGGAGCGCAUACACCCCACGUCAGAAAACAGAUCCGAUCCUAAAAGAAGGCGAACGGAAAGGAUAAAAAGGGAGCGGAUCAUCUCUACAGUCAGUAGGGACCUGGAGAACAGGCGGCGGUCGAGAUCCAAUAGCCAAUCGGAAGCAGUGCGCCGAGGAAGGGGGCGGCCGAAAACGGUUACAUCAAAGAAACCGGAAGAGGAGAAAGCGGCGCCUGGAAGCCUCAAGGAGACCGGAUUUGACAGACCGUCGGCAGGGAGCAGCGACGAAUCCAGAUCAUUGAGAGCAGACCGCGGGAGUAGGAGGCAGCAGGGGAUGGGAGAAGAAAAACAAGAGAAAGAAGUGGAUAUGUAUGCCAACCUCUCAGAUGAAAAAGCGUUUGUAUUUUCCGUUGCACUAGCAGAAAUUAACCGGAAAAUCCUCAAUCAAAGACUUAUCUUGUGACCUCCCUUCCGUCCGGCUGGAGGGGACGGUCACUACAGGUGCAGUCCUGACCUGUACAGGACAUUACAGACGGCUCCCUGCACUACAGACUUUGUAUUUUCUACCGUGUCCUACAGCAAUAUUCUAUUUUGCACACGGGGGCUUUUCGUCUUUCUCUUCGUUAUAAAUCUCAGUGAUUUUAAUCCUUUUUUUUUUUUUUUUUAUUUAGAAGAGGAAAUCGCUCCGGCACGGCCGCCAAACUUGGUGUAUUUAAACGCUUGUUAAAUAUGUAUCACAAUUUUAUAAAUGAAAAGAAAAAUAGAGCCUGACAAAUGUACAGUUUAUAUAACGUUUAUAUAUUAAAUGGAUGUUGCUUUUUGAAAA
This is a messenger RNA of Rana temporaria (common frog), 1024 nucleotides long. RefSeq names its product chromosome 11 C16orf87 homolog (gene HDIP1). Lineage: Eukaryota; Metazoa; Chordata; Amphibia; Anura; Ranidae. The transcript has 5 exons. The record is from RefSeq and is a predicted model, not a curated record. The coding region runs from base 80 to 661 and encodes 193 amino acids.